This is a messenger RNA of Rasamsonia emersonii CBS 393.64, 1233 nucleotides long. RefSeq names its product NIPSNAP family protein. The record is from RefSeq and is a predicted model, not a curated record. The transcript is spliced from 3 exons. Bases 1 to 1233 code for a protein of 410 amino acids. Gene Ontology annotation, cellular component: mitochondrion. Lineage: Eukaryota; Fungi; Ascomycota; Eurotiomycetes; Eurotiales; Trichocomaceae.
AUGUUGACCCCCCGUGUUCUCCGCUUGCGCCCCACGUUCUCUGUCGUCCGCCUUUUCAGUUCCUCCACUGCCCACCACCGUGCCCCGUCUAUCCGGGACAUAACUCCCGAUAAUGCUGCCCAGUUCAAUGCCCGCCAGAAGGAAUUCCGCGAAAAUCUCGAGGCGGCCCGGAAGAGAAGAGAAGAGCAAGAGAGUCAGUCCGUCAAUGCGUCUACUUCACCCUCUACCCCUGUUACCCCUCGUGACCGUCUUCGUGAGUUCUCCACCGCUCCCACUGCUCCGGAUGUGAGCAAUGCGAGCAGCAUCUCUGCUCCCUCCAUUCUUGACGCAGCCGCAACCCUGGAUCAACAGGCCUUAGGCUCACUCUCCACCAACCGUUUCUUAGGAGACCAACAAGAAGCCGAUGCCGCCAGUCAGUCCCAGAAGCGGGGUCCUUUCUCAUCCCUCAUUUAUGGCACCAAAGAGGGCCAGCAUUUCGACAAAGACAUCGAGCGUUCCUUCUCGCAGAUACUCGCCCGUGGCAAAUACGUGCAUUCCAUCGUCUUCCACGAGGUGAAGCCCGACAAAGUCGAUGAGUAUGUGGAGCUUGUCGGUCGAUGGUACCCUCGUAUGGCUGCCAUCGAGGAGAACAAAGUCAAACUGGUGGGAAGUUGGCGGACUGAAGUGGGAGACAAUGACACGUUUGUCCAUAUCUGGGAAUAUCAACGCUAUGCGGGAUACCACGAGUCCCUGAAUUCCAUUUCUCGCCACCCAGAGUUCCCGGAGUUUGACAAGAAACUCAGAUCCUUGGUCAAGAGUAAGAAGACAUCCCUUAUGCAGGAGUUUUCGUUCUGGCCUACAACCCCGCCACGUCGCCUCGGUGGAUUGUUCGAGCUUCGAUCUUACACCCUCCACCCCGGCAAUCUCCUUGAGUGGGAAACGCAUUGGCGUCGAGGCCUCAAGGCGCGCCGGGAGGUCAUGGAGGGCGUGGGUGCAUGUACCGCUCAUCCAGACGAUGAAGAGCAGAAUUCUCAUUCCGAUGCCUUGGAGCCCGGUUGGAUAAAGAUUGCUUGUCCUCCAAGUUGCUGUUUCGAUGGUGUCUGGUCGGCCCAAGACCUUGAUCCAACAGCUGCCACAAUCGGCAAGCUUGGACUACAUAAUUUGGCGCUAUUUGUCCCAGGAUUAUUGUCACAAGGUGCAUUGGAUGUGGUUGAGUUUCGUGUCAGCUGCCUUUGCCCAACGGAGAAGCUUUGA